CUCCAGAAACCCGACAUUUCCCUGCAGUCAGAUUCCGAGGUGUUUGUGAGAGGGGACAGUGCUGCUAUCUCAUGUUCUGGGAAUUAUCCAGGUAGCAUUUUUUCUUUAUAUAGAGAUGGCGAGUUUAGCAGGUCACAACCAGCUCCAGAAUAUAGCAAAACAGCCACAUUCACCCUAUCGGAGAUCAAUGCAGGAAACUACACGUGUAUAUAUACUUCGAACAUAGAAGGACGUGAGUUCACAUCACCGGAGAGCAACCGAAUGGGAAUCUUUGUGUGGGAUUCGCUCCAGAAACCCAACAUUUCCAUGAAACCAGAUUUCCGGGAGUUCGUGAGAGGGGAAAGAGCUGAGAUCUCGUGCUCUGGGAAUUAUCCUGGCAGCAAUUUCUCUUUAUACAGAGACAGUGAGUUUAUCAUAUUACAACCAGCUCCAGAGAAUAACAACGCGGCAACAUUCACCCCAUCGGAGAUCAUGGCAGGAAACUACACGUGUACAUAUACUGCUUAUUUAGACGGACGACUGUUCAGAUCACCAGAGAGCGAGCGAUUGGGAAUCUCUGAGCGGGCAAGCUGGACCAGGGAGCAAACUUCUGGACUGACAUUGGGGAUUGUCACAGCGUUGGUGAUCACUGUGUUUGUACUGGGAUUCUGCGUGUAUAAGAGAGGUAAACAGAACAGUCGAAUAAGGGAAAGGAAUGUACCCAUGGGAGGCGGCCCACAAAACAGCAGCGUCACAUAUGCAACUGUGAGAAUUGCUCCACGCUCGAUGCCUCCAGCGGACGCUGAAAUCAUCUACGCCAAUUUUGCAAUUGGAAACAGAAAUGAAGUAGGACGUGAAGCCGAUGAGGAAGAUGGUCCUGUCUACGCCACAGUCAGAGUUUAGUGCGGUGGCCAAUGGCCAUUAUUUGGUUUCUGUCCAGGCUCUAUCAACGCACCAUCACCUAUAUUCCAUUCCAGUUUUAGUCUGACAUCAACGGGGCUCUCACAUCAAGUGUCAUCCUGAACAAGAUAGAGACUGAGUUACAGACUACGGAAGAGGGAGCGAGGGGGAGACUGAGUAAGAGGGAGAGACUUCCUGAGAGUCUUCGUGAGAGACAAAGAUAAAAGGAGACUGAAUGAGAGUUAGAGAGAGAGAAUUUGUGAGACGU
This is a messenger RNA of Callorhinchus milii (elephant shark), 1147 nucleotides long. RefSeq lists its product as uncharacterized. The record is from RefSeq and is a predicted model, not a curated record. The transcript has 7 exons. NCBI's taxonomy places the organism in Eukaryota, Metazoa, Chordata, Chondrichthyes, Chimaeriformes, Callorhinchidae. The coding region runs from base 262 to 882 and encodes 206 amino acids.